AAAAAAUUGCGUCCAAUCCCCCACAAUUCCUUUCUCUGAAGAUCACCUCCUGAGCUUUCGAAGGCUAGCCGUCGUCCUUAACCCGCUUCCUCCUCCUCCUCUUUUCCAUGGCUCUCCACUAUCGCCAUCUCGGCCAGAGCCCGCGACGCGUCGAGCUCCAUCUCGACCAUUCCCCAUUGUUCAUGACCUCACAAAUACUCUUUUAACACUUUGUGUUUGGAAACAAAACAAUGUUUAGAGUACUAGAGCUAUCCUUGCCAAAUACCGUUUUACCCUGCUCUCCAUGACUGGAAUAGUUCCUACCUCAAAGAUUCCUUCUUUUUUUUCGGUUUGCCACACAUGAAGGUAUCCUUUCCUACAAGGCCGGCCUAUAUCCUCUUUUGUCCCUUUCUCUAGACUCCAUUCUCUAAUAAAAACGAAGGUACUUCCUUUAGGCCCCUUGCCAGCCAAAGACAUGAGAGCUCUGCAGAUGCCGCCUCUAAUUACUCGCAAGCUCCUCCCCUCGAGCUCUCCGCCUCUCUCCCUUCCAAGAUCCCGCCCACUUCCAAACAAAACCAUCAUCAGAGCUCGCAGCAGCAAACCGCAAAGCUUCUUGGAUCUGAGCCACGAAGCCAAGCCAGAGUGUCUCGCCAUCGACCUCCAAUGGCACGAGCCAUCGAACUCAUCAUCCUACGACGCGGUCAUCGUAGGCUCCGGCCCAGCCGGCCUGCGCCUCGCCGAGCGAGCUUCCGCGCACGGCAUUCGCGUCUGCUGCAUCGACCCCUCGCCGCUCUCAGCGUGGCCCAACAACUAUGGCGUUUGGGUUGAUGAGUUCGAGGCUAUGGGCCUCGAGGGCUGCCUCGAUAAGGUGUGGCCAAUGACGACUGUCUUCAUUGACGAUCGGAACACAAAGCAUCUCGGCCGCCCUUAUGGUAGAGUCUGUCGUAAAAGACUAAAGACGCAGCUGCUGCAAGGAUGCGCCUCUAAUGGGGUCAAGUUCCACAAGGCCAAGGCAUGGAAGGUGGAGCACAAGGAGUUCAGCUCCGCCGUGACGUGCUCCGAUGGCUCCGAGCUGAAAGCUAGCAUGGUCGUCGACGCCACCGGAUUCACGAGUCCAUUUAUAGAGUUUGAGGGGCCGGUGAGGAACCACGGGUACCAGAUUGCGCAUGGGAUACUCGCAGAGGUGGAGGGCCACCCUUUCGACACGGACAAGAUGGUGCUCAUGGACUGGAGGGACUCGCACUUAGGCAACGAGCCUUGGUUGAGGCCUCGGAACGACAAGCUCCCGACGUUCCUUUAUGCGAUGCCCUUCGACUCCAAGUUGAUCUUCCUCGAAGAGACGUCGCUGGUGAGCCGGCCGGCGCUUCCAUACGUUGAAGUGAAGAGGAGGAUGGUGGCCAGGCUGAGACACCUUGGGAUCAAGGUGGAGCGCGUGAUCGAGGGUGAGAGGUGUUUGAUUCCGAUGGGCGGGCCGCUACCUGCCAUUCCCCGGAAUCUCAUGGGGUUUGGCGGGUCCGCCGGACUGGUGCACCCGUCCACGGGGUACAUGGUGGCAAGAACCUUGGCCUUGGCUCCGGUGGUUGCCGACGCUAUGGCGGAGUGCUUGGGCUCGACAAGGAUGAUACGAGGGAGGCAGCUUUACAGAAGGGUGUGGGCUGCGCUGUGGACAGGGGAGAGGAGGAGAGCUAGGGAGUUCUACUGCUUUGGGAUGGAGACUCUGCUGAGGCUGGACUUGAAGGGCACAAGGAGGUUCUUUGAUGCUUUCUUUGAUCUGGAUCCAUACCAUUGGGAAGGGUUCCUCUCUUCCAGGUUGUCCCUUGGGGAGCUGCUUGCUUUGAGCUUGUCUUUGUUUGGGCAUGCAUCAAAUCCUUCCAAGUUUGACAUUGUCACCAAGUGCCCUGCGCCUCUGGCUAGAUUGGUGGUCAGUCUUGCUCUCCAGUCUAUGUAGACCCAAGGUUGCAUUCACGUCGGUUUUUUUGUGUUUUCUUUUUAUUUUUCAAAUAAAAAGGAUUACAGCACAAGAAGAAACACUUGAUUAAUUCUAACUGAUGAUAAUCCUGAGUUUCAAUUGACAGAUCAAUGGCUAGAAAUAUUUUUUUUCCAUGGGAAUGGUUGGAAAUAUUGGAAUCAACCCACUGGCCCCUAGAAGAUUACAGUAGUGCAUAAAAAGAAAUAAAUCAAAAAUUAUGAUCAAGGCGAAAUCGAGCAUGCAAGAACUUGCCAAAAGUGAUUUCGAGUCAUUCAUUUGUUAGAUGGACGGUACAAACCUCUUUCAGUU
This is a messenger RNA of Phoenix dactylifera (date palm), 2257 nucleotides long. Its product is annotated as capsanthin/capsorubin synthase, chromoplastic-like. NCBI's taxonomy places the organism in Eukaryota, Viridiplantae, Streptophyta, Magnoliopsida, Arecales, Arecaceae. The record is from RefSeq and is a predicted model, not a curated record. Gene Ontology annotation, molecular function: oxidoreductase activity, acting on paired donors, with incorporation or reduction of molecular oxygen. Gene Ontology annotation, biological process: carotenoid biosynthetic process.